This is a messenger RNA of Oncorhynchus nerka (sockeye salmon), 5050 nucleotides long. Its product is annotated as 5'-AMP-activated protein kinase subunit gamma-2-like. The transcript has 16 exons. Gene Ontology annotation, molecular function: ATP binding; protein kinase binding; metal ion binding. The record is from RefSeq and is a predicted model, not a curated record. Lineage: Eukaryota; Metazoa; Chordata; Actinopteri; Salmoniformes; Salmonidae. Gene Ontology annotation, cellular component: nucleus; cytoplasm; nucleotide-activated protein kinase complex. Gene Ontology annotation, biological process: regulation of catalytic activity; protein phosphorylation. The coding region runs from base 523 to 3015 and encodes 830 amino acids.
AGCCCGAGCUGGUACCAGUGGCCACUGGCCAACCAACGUGCAUGCGUACUUGUCUCUCCAUUGUGAAGCGUGAACUCAUCAAAUCCUUUCUGGGAACGUCUGCAUUUGCAUUAUAAUACGACCUUCCUUGUUUCAAUUGUGGAUUUACUCUUGCAGUUUGUUGUCGUUUGAAAUAUCAGCGCGUGUCAUAAGCUACCCAGAAGGGAAGGCUACAUUUUAUGCCAAGUGAAUCGCAUUCUGCGCGGUGUAUUUUUUUUGUCAGGUCUAAAAUAUCCGAUCUCAAGCCGAUAACUUUCAUCAACAAACGAGUUGAGUUUAGGAGCACAUUAAUGCGUACAGUACACGGACCUACUUGCCAUAAGGACAUCUGUCAGAAUCCGAAUAAUGUUUUUGCAGUGAUUGUUUUGGUAUCAUUUACCACACUUCCACUGUUGCCAGUCUAUCUAGCACGAGAGUAGCCAAAGUAACGCAUUUUUAAAAACGAUUUAACGAGUCCAGUUGUUUAGAGAAUUCUAGAAAAAUAUGGGAAGCACAGCAAAUGACUCCAAGAAGAGAGACGCGAAGACACCUAGAAAGAAGAGGACGCUUCGAUUGAACAUGCCCGACCUCGGCUCGUUUGCCAUGCCCUUCUUGGAGGGAGAUGCCGACCAUGUGGAUAAGGCCGACAUACAGAAGGAUGAUGGGAGUUGCCACUCAGCCAGCCCGACCAAAGGCUUCUUUACGCGGGGGCCCUUCAGUCGGCCCUCCAGUCCCAAGUCGGCCCCUGCUAGGACCAAGAACAGCCCAGGCUCCCCCAAAACCAUCUUUCCCUACCCUUCGUCCCACCAGGACUCCCCACCCAAGUCGCCUCGUCGCCUGAGCUUCAGCGGCAUCUUCCGCUCCUCCUCCAGAGACUCUAACUCCACCUCUCCCAUCAGCAUCAAGCUCUUCUCCAGGGCCAGGAAAGCCUCCGGGAUCUCCUCGCCUCCCUCAACUCCUCCGACUCAGGCCGCCAAGCAGGCGCCGGCGUUCCCGCUCGAGGCCUAUCGGAGCGAGCCGGAGAGGCUGGAGGCACGGAUGCGCUCCUACUCAUCCCCGCCAGACACCGGGCAGCGCUUCAGUCUACGCUGCUCCAAACCACCCAUGACUCCCUCCGCCCCCAUCGCUAACUCACGAUCACGACCAGUCCACGGUUUAGCUGAAGGCAUGCUGGAGAAACUUGAUCUAGAAGAUGAAGCUUUUGAAGAAUCCGAAAGUGAUAUCUACAUGCGCUUUAUGAAGUCACACAAGUGCUACGACAUUGUUCCUACCAGCUCUAAGCUCGUGGUUUUUGACACUACUCUGCAGGUAAAAAAGGCCUUCUUCGCCUUGGUUGCCAACGGGGUGCGGGCAGCCCCACUAUGGGAGACAAAGAAGCAGAGCUUUGUCGGAAUGUUAACCAUCACAGACUUCAUCAACAUCCUCCACAGAUACUACAAGUCUCCCAUGGUACAAAUCUACGAGCUGGAGGAACAUCAGAUUGAAACAUGGAGAGAGCUCUACCUACAAGAAACCUUUAAGCCAUUAGUGAACAUAUCACCUGAUGCGAGCAUAUUCGACGCGGUGUACUCGCUCAUCAAGAACAAGAUCCACCGGCUGCCCGUCAUCGACCCAGUCAGCGGCAACGCGCUUUAUAUCCUCACACACAAGAGGAUCCUCAAGUUCCUCCAGCUCUUCGUGUGCGAGAUGCCCAAGCCUGCCUUUAUGAAGCAGACUUUGGAGGAACUAACCAUCGGGACCUACCACAACAUCGCCUUCAUCCACCCCAACACACCAAUCAUCAAGGCCCUCAACAUCUUUGUGGACCGGAGGGUGUCCGCACUGCCAGUGGUGGACGAGUCAGGAAAAGUAGUGGAUAUCUAUUCCAAGUUUGAUGUCAUUAACCUUGCUGCUGAGAAGACCUACAACAACCUGGACAUCACGGUGACCCAGGCUCUGAGGCAUCGCUCACAGUACUUUGAGGGCGUCAUGAAGUGCAACCGGCUCGAGACACUGGAGACCAUCGUGGACAGGAUAGUCAAAGCAGAGGUCCACAGGCUGGUUGUGGUGGAUGAGAAUGCCCGGAUCGUGGGCAUCGUGUCCCUGUCGGACAUCUUGCAGGCCCUGGUGCUCGCCCCUGCAGGUAUCUGCAGGAAGAACAGCCAACCACAACCAGAAGCAGAGGCACCACCAGCAACAUUAGUAGAGGCAGAACCAGAGGUAGAGGUAGCAGCAGAUAAAGAACUACAGGAAGAGGCCGAAGCAGAGGCACCACUAGAGAUGUUAGUAGAGGCAGAACCAGAGGUAGAGGUAGCAGCAGAUACAGAACCACAGGAAGAGGCCACAGCAGAGGCACCACCAGAGAUGUUAGUAGAGGCAGAACCAGAGGUAGAGGUAGCAGCAGAUACAGAACCACAGGAAGAGGCCGAAGCAGAGGCACCACCAGAGAUGUUAGUAGAGGCAGAACCAGAGACUAAGGAACCACCAGAAACAUUGGUAGAGACCGAGGUAGUGGUGGCUGAACCAGCAGCUGAGGUAGAAGCUCUAGUGGAAGCUGAGGUAGAGGUGGUGGUGGAAGAUGAAGCAGAGGUGGAAGGUAAGACUGAGACUGAGGUGGUGGUGGAAGUAGAAAUCAAGACUGAGGUAGUGGAGGUUAAGGGUGAAACUGAGGCAGAGAUGGAGGCUGAGGCUGAAACCAAGGCAGAGGAAGUAGAGGUUAAGUCUGAAGCUGGGGUGGUGAUGGUAGAGUUGGUGGGGGCUGAGGUGGGGAUGACAGAGGAUGAAGCAGAGGUGGUGGUGGUGGAGAUUAAGACUGAAACCGAGGUAGAGGCUGAGGUGGAGGUUAUGGCUGAAACCGAGGCUGCGGUGGGGAUGGCAGAGGUGGUGGUGGAGAUUAAGGCUGAAACCGAGACAGAGGCUGAGGUGGGGAAUGCUGAGGCCGUGGCAGAGUCUGAGGCAGUAGUGAAGGUAGAGACUGAAGCUGGACCCAAGGAUGCUGAGGAAGGAGAGGCAGAGUGACAUCCAUGGCCGUCGCUACAAGCCGUACGUGACUGACCUGCCAAGACGCUGCUGUGAGAGGAAGUUGACUCAGGAAGAGGAGCGAGCUGAGAAAGAGGCUGGAUCUAAUUGUUGGGAUGGGUGGUUUAGUAGAAGUGUGACACUCCGGCUUACCAGGGUCCUAAUGGGUAAUUUUCUGUGAUGGGGGAGAUGGUCACAUGGGUGACUUUCUCAGGCUGACCAACCAGGGAUCACUUUACUAUAACUGGAUUGUGCCUCCCUUUUCUCCAGAUUGUGCACUAUAACACCCCCGUCCAUUUACCUCUGGAUCUUCCAGCAUCACCUGUCUGUGGGCCCAAUUCAGAAACAACCCGUAGUCCCUAUCCUCUAGGCACUUGUGUAGACUUGAAAGGAGUGGAUGGGUGUGAGCAAUGUGGCUAAUAUUCCACCUAGCCUAUCAGAGAGAAAGGCGGAGCUACCACCAUGUUGUCCUGUCUACACCAAGUGUCUACCUAGAGCAGUGGUUCUCAAUCUUUUCUGAACCGGGGCGUACCUUGAGGUGAGACAAAUUCUGUGGCACACCUAAAUUGUCCCUAUUAAUCGAUUUUAGUGGAAAUUACCCCCAUUUCACCCAAACUGCUAUUUUCUGUGACAAAUUUUCUGUGACAAAUGCUUUUCUUAUAGAUAAAUAGGGUUCAUUUGUGUGUAUCCAAGAGUGCCUCGUGAGAAAUUUACAAAAAUGUAGCUCUUGGGAAAUAGGUCAUUAGUUUUGAGGCGUUUUGGUUAGAGAUUUGUUUUUUCUGCAUUGUAAAGAUGUAACCACCGAUAUAGCCAUGCUCCCCAUAUGUUUCUAUGGCAGAGGCUGUGGAACAGCUAAGCUUAAUCAGACUUGCCUGUGCUAGUGGUUCUCAGUCACAGGCAAAGUUUUUUUUUUUUUAUGAUUCAAAUGACUUUGCUUGUGAUGCGCAACCCUCAGAUGAUACAAAUGUUACAGCCUGAGUGCACCGGACUUGAAAUGUUUGAGUGUUUAAAUUAUUUAAAAAAUAAAUAAGAUUAGGGGAAAGUUUCAAGUUCCUCAAGGCACACUGGUUGAAAACCACUGGCAUAGAAGUUAGGGGCUAAGGAUUGUUUCUGGACAGGAUCAUAGUCUCAACCAUGAGCACACAAAUGGUUUGAAUAUCAGUCUUUUAAGCUUAUUUUUUGUUCUAGUGUACUUCUACAUCUUUAUCAUGAUUCUGUCUGCUCUCCUCCUUCAGGGAGUGUUUUUUUCGCUUUAUUUGCACAAGGUUUUGUGAACGUAACAGAGGCUCUCUGAAAACUAUACCAAUCCCCCCUGCUAGUUAUGAUGUCCCUUUGACUACGGGCUGUGCUCGCUGUCCUGUCUUUAACGUCAUUGGUGCCUUUCGCCCCCACAAGUAGUCACACGUCAUUGGCUGAGAGAGAGCUGGAGAAUGUUCAAAAACGUGUUAAAACUGAAUGUGAGCGUUUCCAAAACCAAAAACAUGAUAUAUCACACUUUGUGUUUAUUUUGUUGAUGUUGAGAUAAUUUUCUAGAAUCAAAGUUUGUCUGUUAUAUUCCUGAAAUGUUAAUUUUGAAAUGAUGCUGUAAAGAUAGAUUAAAAGUUGUAUUUAUUAAAUCGUAUUUUCUCUGUGCUUAACUAUUUUUAGAGGGUGGAAGAGAACGAAAGUGAGGUGACUGUAUGCUGACUUUGACUUUGUAGUUCAAUGCUUUUCAAGGAGCAGCAGCUGCCUAUAUCCAACAUUUCUCUUUACUUCUCCAGUUACUUGGAGGCAUGCAAGAUAUCUUGUACUCUGUAUUGAUCAUUAUUUUUUUCUGUGUAUACAAUGCUGUAAAAUAAUGUUCUUUGUCAUUUUUUUUUUCCCUUGUGGAUUAGGUUGUGGUGUAUUGUUGAUGGUCUCGAUAAGGGGAUUAUCCACUGAAAAUGGAUAGAACUGGUUGAGUACGACAGUAUAAUGGUAAUACAUAUUGUACUUUUCAGUUUUAUUUUUUACUUUGCUGUUUGAGAAAGUAAUAAAACGUACUGUUGAAUCUUUU